AUGUCCAUUGAAAGUUUUCAAAAAAUGGUAGAGAUUCAUGCUAAACUAAGUGAACUGGCAAAUUAUUUAACAAAUAAACCAAUUGUUCAGCUUACUCAUAUGAUUGAAAAAAUGCUUUUAGAUUCUGCUAAGAAGUCUUUCAAAGAUAAACCCAAAAAUGGCAACUACAAAAAUGACGGCUGA
Messenger RNA from Racocetra fulgida, 183 nucleotides. Lineage: Eukaryota; Fungi; Glomeromycota; Glomeromycetes; Diversisporales; Gigasporaceae. The record is from the annotation of a GenBank genome assembly.